This is a messenger RNA of Linnemannia hyalina, 939 nucleotides long. NCBI's taxonomy places the organism in Eukaryota, Fungi, Mortierellomycota, Mortierellomycetes, Mortierellales, Mortierellaceae. The record is from the annotation of a GenBank genome assembly.
AUGGUCGCCACGGCGACGACCAGUGCUUCCCAACAACAACCAUCGUCAACUCCUUUAAUCCAACCACAUCAGACGUAUGUCCCUUCUGCCACCCAUCAACCUAGUCGACCCUCGAUCCAGCUCCAGCAACCGCCACAGCAACAACAACAACAACAACAACAGCAACAACAACAGUAUUACAAUACACAACCCUCUCCACCGGCCAGCUACAACCAUUACACACAAUACCAGCAAGGGCCUCCUGCUGUCAUGCAACACCAGCGUCAACAAUAUCAGCAUCACCAACAGGUUGUUCAACAACAACAUCAAUACCAACAGCAGCCUCACCAAUACCAGGCACAACAGAGGCACUCUAUGGGCAAUUCCCCGAUCAGCAGCGGAAACAGCUAUAGUAGCAACACAUAUCGGUCAUCGUCGGGCACACUACCGGCAUUGACUUCUCUCCGGGACUGGUUCGAUGCCGUCGAUACGGAUCAUUCGGGCGGUCUGUCCUGUGAAGAACUUCAGCGUGCCCUUAUGAACGGCGAUGGUUGGACUCCCUUCAACGUCGAGACGGUGCGGAUGAUGAUGAACAUGUUCGACCGAGACGGGUCAGGAUCCAUCUCGUUCAACGAAUUCAUCGGACUCUGGAACUACAUCGAGAAAUGGAAAGCCUGUUUCCAGAACUAUGACCUCGACGGGUCCGGGACCAUCGACGCUCACGAACUCAAACAGGCCCUCCGUGGGUUCGGAUACAACCUCUCUGAUUCUACUGUCCAGAUGGUUGUGACAAAGUAUGAUGUGAGGGGGAGGGGCGAUAUUAGUUUUGAUAACUUUGUGCAGAGUUGUGUGACGAUCCAAGCGUUGACGGAGAGCUUCCGGAGGUAUGAUACCCAGGGGGUUGGUAUUGUCACCAUGACUUAUGAACAGUUCCUUGGGCUGGUCCUGAGUAACCGUUGA